Molecule: messenger RNA, 588 nt
Organism: Cylas formicarius (sweet potato weevil)
Lineage: Eukaryota; Metazoa; Arthropoda; Insecta; Coleoptera; Brentidae
Gene: Yippee
Product: protein yippee-like 5
Exons: 4
Coding region: 98-469 (123 amino acids)
Source: RefSeq, a predicted model, not a curated record
GAAUUUGUAAAUGUUAUUUAUCCAUGACAUUUGUGACAUGAGUGGUUCAGAUUUAGUGAGCAUCAUAAUAUACAAUUCGUCAUAAGAGAAUAGAACAAUGGGUCGCAUAUUCUUGGAGCACAUGGGCGGAAAUCGGCUGUUCUCUUGUGCGAGAUGCGACACCAAUCUAACGAAUAGAUCUGAAUUGAUUAGCACUAGGUUUACCGGAGCGACUGGUCGAGCAUUUCUCUUCAAUCGCGUUGUGAACUUAACUUACAGUGAAGUCCAAGAUCGGGUUAUGCUUACUGGGCGACAUAUGGUCAGAGAUGUUUCUUGUAAAUCAUGUGAUUGCAAGCUUGGGUGGAUGUAUGAAUUUGCCACUGAAGAUAAUCAGAAAUACAAAGAAGGCAGAGUUAUCUUGGAGAGGGCACUUGUUACAGAAAGUGAUGGCAUGGAUGAACGAAAUUAUGAUCGUAGACAACAAAAUUAGUUUUAAAAAGGGAGUGUUAUUUCUAAAUGUUGCUAGUAGAUAAUUUUUAUAUAUUCAAUACAUUUAUAUAACCACAUUUUUGACUGAAGGUUUAUAUACCCAUUAAAAAGUAAAUUAUU